This is a messenger RNA of Parastagonospora nodorum SN15, 837 nucleotides long. RefSeq lists its product as hypothetical. The coding region runs from base 1 to 837 and encodes 278 amino acids. Lineage: Eukaryota; Fungi; Ascomycota; Dothideomycetes; Pleosporales; Phaeosphaeriaceae. The record is from RefSeq and is a predicted model, not a curated record. The transcript has a single exon.
AUGAAGCCCGUCAUCUUGGCUCUCCCAGAUUGCAUAUACCCUCGCCGCCCGCACCUUGGGCCACGCUCGAACGUCUCGACAUUCGUGUUCGUCGCCGUCGCCGUCGCCGUCGCCGUCGCCGUCAACCCACAACCCACAACCCACAGCUGGAGCUCAGUCAUGGCCGCCAUGUUCCGCGACUUCUCCUUCGACCCGGCUUCGCCACCAGCAUACGAUGCAUACGAAGCUGAUCGCGCUGCGAUGAACGUCUCGCCGACAUCCAAGCCCAGUCGCCGCGAUUUCCACCUCAACCGCCCACCGACGCCGCCCUGCUCGAUGGGAGAUUUGGCCUCGCAGCUCAACCAGCAGAGUCUGCGCAUCAACACGCAGGUGCACGACGCAUCCUACUCUGGCCCACUCACGCCGCCAAGCGAUGACGAUUGCGCCAUCGCUGUCCGGCAUGCCCCAGCCGCGCCCCGGCCAACGUAUUCGCGCGUCUCUGCAUCGCUCCUCCGCAUGCAGCGCCAGUCCAACUCGCGAAUGCAAUGCAGCGCGUCGCACGUACGCGACAUUUCACGACUGGUGCAGAUGAUCGAGGACGAGGAGCAGUGCACCAUCAGCGAGCUCACAUGGCGCGCGUCGUCUCCAUCGGCGCCUGCAACGUGCCGCUCCUCGCCUGUCGAGGGUGACGAGGGCAUCGAUAUGGAGUACGACGUGCCACCGCAAGACGUCGAGCCCAUGGCCGACAUGCCGCAGUGGAAAACUGGCGACCAACGCGACAGCUGCACGCGCGUCGCCAGGACUGUGCGCAUGCGCAAGCGGUCAGGGCAUCGAGUCGAGAAAAGGAGGUCAUCGUAG